This is a messenger RNA of Aplysia californica (California sea hare), 2021 nucleotides long. Its product is annotated as ADP-dependent glucokinase. The transcript has 7 exons. Gene Ontology annotation, biological process: glucose metabolic process. The record is from RefSeq and is a predicted model, not a curated record. NCBI's taxonomy places the organism in Eukaryota, Metazoa, Mollusca, Gastropoda, Aplysiida, Aplysiidae. Gene Ontology annotation, molecular function: ADP-specific glucokinase activity. Gene Ontology annotation, cellular component: endoplasmic reticulum. The coding region runs from base 108 to 1535 and encodes 475 amino acids.
ACUUGUGUGCAGAUUUUUGGCCGAGAAAAACGAAAGUAGACAAGUCAUCAGACUUACACCUGUGAUCUGUGGAUAAUUCUCCCAAGGAAUUGCACAUUGCAGUUAUCAUGGUGUCUGGAAGCGUUAAGAUUGGAGCCUCCUUGUCUUUCCUUGUAGUUUUAGUGGCCUUUCUCUACAAGCGACAUGCAGACGAGGUGCUCCAAGCACGACUGAAAGACGUCUUGUCGGGUCUGCUGAGGGCUGAGAAAAAAGUUCCUCCUCCAAAGGUUAGGGUGGCUGUUGGUUUUGGAGGAUGUGAAGAUAUUUUUGUGAACGGACUUGAUUUGUUCAAUCUUCUCAAUUUGACAACUCCUGAGCUUGCGAAACACCACAAUGUUGUAAACAAUGCAGAGGAACUGACUCAACUCAUGGCAUACUUUUUCCCCCAAGGAGCUGCUGCUGAGAGAUAUAUUGCAAAUGACACAUUCUUUGAUGAAUUGGUGGAGGCAGCCUCAAAAAUACCUGGCCAUAGGUGGAUGCUGGGCGGUAAUGCUCCUGCCAUGGCGAGACGCUUUGCACUUGAAGGGCUUGACGUUCUCCUAGGAGCUCGAGUGGCCCUUUCUGUGGUGGACGGGCUUCCAGAUUCCGUCAAAGUUAUUGGAGAGACACUACCCAAAUCAGAUGUGCAUCUGCUUAUGGAGUACGACAGGAAUGACAAGUGGGGAAAAUAUGUUAGUCCACGAGGAAACAGACUCAUCGUUCACAGUGACAAUGUGAAUCCCUAUAUAGAUGGAAUGGAGGCAUUCAUUGAGGAGGUGGUCAAGUUUCAGCCGUCACUUGUAGUCAUUGGAGGCCUCCAGAUGAUGGAUGGGUUUCCAUAUGAGAAAGGUGUGCGACAAGCCAGACUACAGAAGCUGAGGGACUUUCUGAAAGAGAUCCCACGUUCCACCCACAUACAUUUUGAGAUGGCUUCUUUUGCAGAUGAGGGCUUAUUGAAUGAGAUCAUUGAAAAUGUGGUCUACUUUUCAGACUCCUUGGGAAUGAAUGAACAGGAGCUUCCAAACAUCCUGAAUAUUCUUCAAGGAGGCAAUGUGAGCUUGGUAUCUGACAGCUAUCCUCGUGUGGCAUCAGUCCUUGAUGAAAUGAGAACUGUCUACAGCUUGCUGAAAGACACUAAAGAGAUUGACGGACGACGUAAGUUGACCAGACUUCAUGUGCACACAUUGGCCUUUCAAGCUAUCCUAACUACCAAGGAAUCUAGUUGGAAAAACACAAUGUCAGCUGCUGCAAAGGCAGCUCUUACAGCUCAUCGCUACACAUGUGGCUCUCACCAGAUUGACCCUCAAAAAGCGAGACUCAUUAUGGACGAAUCCUUUUCUCUGAGUAAAACCCCAGAGGCAGGGCGCAUUCCAGUGAAUGAUACUCGCCCUGUGUCAUGUUGGCAGGAAGAUGGUUUUGACUUGUGUGUUGCACCAGUGCUUGUGUGUACUAAUAUUUUGCAGACAGGAGGAGGUGGUGACAAUGUGUCAGCAGCAGGUUUGGUGCUUCAAGUGUAAUUGCUGCCCUCAGUUUUGAUCAUAUUGUGUCGUACUGCAUUUUCUUUCGUAGUUUUAAAGCUUUGCUUUAUGACGAUGACUGAUUUUAUUGUUGUUACAGAAAUGAUUUUAUUCCCACCUUUGUAGUAUUUGACCAAUGUGUAAAUCGGACAGUAAUUAGUAAGAAAUAUGACUUACAAAUCACAAUUUUUAUAUGGUACUUUGCUUUGCAUUUAAACAUUUUUUUUAUUUUUUUGGUGGCUUUUGGUAAGAGUGACUUGUAGUGUUGCACCAGUGGGUGGCAGUUCAGAGCUUUAAAUUUUACUCUUUUUUUUUAAAGCCAAAUUUUAACCCUCCAAGUAUCAGAAGUAAAAUCAUUUCUUAAUCUGAUGUUUCACUCAACGGAGUCUGGAACCUGCACCCAACACAUCAUCCUGCUCAUGUUUAUUUGCACUGUCCUAGUAUCGCUUUCAUCCCUACAAAAUAAAUAAAAAGAGCAGGAAUUUA